GCUGCCAGCUCCCUUCUUUCCGCAGAUGUGGCAGGUGGGGAAGAGGCAAGCCUCCAGGGCCUUCAGCCUCUACGCCAACAUCGACAUCCUCCGGCCCUACUUCGACGUGGAGCCCAUCCAAGUGCGAGCCAGACUGCUGGAGUCCAUGAUUCCUGUGAAGAUGAUUAAUUUCCCACAGAAGAUUGCAGGUGAGCUGUAUGGACCCCUCAUGCUGGUUUUCACACUGGUGGCCAUCCUUUUGCAUGGGAUGAAGACCUCAGACACCAUCAUCAGGGAAGGCACACUGAUGGGCACAGCCAUUGGCACCUGCUUCGGUUACUGGUUGGGCGUCUCCUCUUUCAUCUAUUUCCUGGCAUAUCUAUGCAAUGCCCAAAUCACGAUGGUGCAGAUGCUGUCAUUGUUGGGCUACGGUCUUUUCGGACACUGCAUCACUCUCUUUGUCACUUAUAAUAUCCACUUCCACUCCCUCUUCUAUAUCUUCUGGUUGGGUGUUGGUGGACUCUCCACACUACGAAUGGUUGCUGUGUUGGUGUCACGUACUGUGGGGCAUACCCAGCGGCUCAUCCUGUGCGGGACCCUUGCUGCUCUGCACAUGCUUUUCCUCCUCUACCUGCACUUUGCUUAUCACAAGGUGGUAGAAGGUAUCCUGGACACAUUGGAAGGACCCAACAUGCCACCCUUUCAGAGAGUUGCCCGAGACAUUCCAGUUGUUUCCAAUGCUGUAUUGAACACAACAGCAAAAGCCAUUGCAUUGACCCUGUAGUUUCACAGACUUGGACUUGCUUCCUUCAGUACUUUUGGGGCUGCAUAGGGCCAUAAUAACCCGCUGCCUCUUAGGAACAGGACAGAACAGCAAGAAGAAGACUUAGUGUUGUUUUCCUGGACCUGUCCUUUGGGUUGCAGUUUUGGGCAGCUGAGUGGACUGCACCUGAGUGACUCAGAAGAACUAGGCUCUUCCCCCAUCCAGGUCUGGGCUGUCUUGAGUAGAGCAGUUCUGCUGCCUGCAUGUUUAGCUGGGAUUUCCCAGCAUGGUUUGUCCCUUACCCCUCUUUCCGCUUGCUGAUGUAACUCCAGGGUUAUCUGCCCUGUUCCUGUCCUGAAGAGGGAAGAAUUAAAUUGAUGUUGGUGCUGACUGA
Athene cunicularia (burrowing owl) is the source of this 1136-nucleotide messenger RNA. It is a transcript of the gene YIPF3, whose product is annotated as Yip1 domain family member 3. Gene Ontology annotation, cellular component: Golgi apparatus. The record is from RefSeq and is a predicted model, not a curated record. Lineage: Eukaryota; Metazoa; Chordata; Aves; Strigiformes; Strigidae. The transcript has 7 exons. The coding region runs from base 26 to 763 and encodes 245 amino acids.